Scutellospora calospora is the source of this 305-nucleotide messenger RNA. The record is from the annotation of a GenBank genome assembly. Lineage: Eukaryota; Fungi; Glomeromycota; Glomeromycetes; Diversisporales; Gigasporaceae.
AAUCAGAAACUUAUGCAAAUUUAGUGAAGUAUCUGCAGAAAUUAAAAGAACUCGAAAAUAUUACAAGACAAGGAGUUCAAAAAAUAAAGGCUCAGGCAAGAUAUUACUUGGUACGAGAUGGAGUUCUGUAUCGACAAAAUAAACAAAAUCUGAAGAAGCUGCUUAGAGUAUUACGACGUGAACAAGUCAAGCUAAUACUUCAGGCAUUACAUGAGGAUCCCGUUACUAGCUAUCUAGGGAUGAAUCAAACUGGUAGUUUGCAAUCUUUGGAUCUCUUUUCCUAUGAAGUCAUGUUCAAUCUUUGA